Messenger RNA from Diaporthe batatas, 2828 nucleotides. RefSeq lists its product as uncharacterized. Gene Ontology annotation, biological process: regulation of DNA-templated transcription. The coding region runs from base 340 to 2163 and encodes 607 amino acids. Gene Ontology annotation, molecular function: DNA-binding transcription factor activity, RNA polymerase II-specific; zinc ion binding. The transcript is spliced from 3 exons. The record is from RefSeq and is a predicted model, not a curated record. Lineage: Eukaryota; Fungi; Ascomycota; Sordariomycetes; Diaporthales; Diaporthaceae.
UUGGCUUCGACACUGAUGGUUUAACACACGACGCGGCCUCUUGCAUGUUGGUUUCUUGUCUUCCUCCCCCCGCGGAUGUGAUCGUGAGGGAGACGCAACAAAAGUGCUUUUCAUAUCCCAUCGUACACACCUCAGCGUAUUGCCCCUUUCGGACGUUCAAUGUUCAUAUACCCCUCCUCCUCCUCCUCCUACUGCCGGCCAGAGACGACAUAACGUAACCGACCCAGCCAGCAAUCUUCCUCGUCCGUGCCGGUUCCACGGUCCGCAUUGGACCAUCGAAGCACAUAUCGCCGACAGGAUUCGGCGAGACAGCGGCCCAGGCGGCGAUAUCAAUUCGAAAUGGUGUACUGCGGGAAGCCCUCGAUGGGCUGUAGGACGUGCAGGGCCAGGAGAAUAAAGUGCGACGAGACCAGGCCUGUGUGCAACCAAUGCAUCAAAUCACGCCGUCACUGCUCAGGGUACCGAUCCGACUUCGACAUACUCCACCGGGACGAGACGCAAGCAACAGCUGCCCGGGCGAAGAAGGCUGCGGCCAAGAAGGCGGCCAAGAGGGCUGCCGAGGAAGGGGGCUUCGUUAUCACAUUCGACACGGCCCAGGAUAUGAAUAGUGGCAACAAGGCUGGCAGCAGCAGCAGGAAGAACUCGGCCGCGCACCUCGGCGCCGAUCACGGCAGCUCUUCAUCACAGUCCUCCUCGCCAACGACCUCCUCACCCACAUCCGCCGUGCCAGGCCCUUCAUCGAGACCCAAUGCCUAUGCCUCGCCCCUCGAGGUGGUGUCUUUCCCAGCAGCCGCCCCAGCUAUCCCACUCGACCAGCGCGCCAGCCACUUCUUCGCGUGGAACUUCAUCAUGGUGCCCGGCCAGCGAGGCAGGAAUUCGGGCCACCUCGACUACCUGCUGCCGCUGCUCAACUCGCAGAACCGGCCCGACAGCGCCUUCCAGCUCGCCUACAGCGCGGUCGCCCUGGCGGCCAUGGGCAACCGCCUCAAGGGCGACUCGACGGACCUGGUGGAGCUGUCGUACAUGCAGCACUCGCGGGCCCUGGCCGCCAUCGCCAGGGCGCUCCAGGACCCGGUCGAGAGCAAGCACGACGGCACGCUGGCGACGGUGCUGCUGCUGUCGCUGUUCGAGAAGAUCACGGCGGCCAAGGAGGUCGGCCUGCUCGCGUGGCGCACGCACAUCGAGGGCGCCAUGCACCUGGUGCGGUCGCGGGGCCGCGAGAUGGUCCAGAGCAAGGACUCGGUGCUGCUGUUCAACGCCGUGCGCCUGCAGAUCAUCGCCCGCACGCUGUCGUCGGGCACCUCGUCCGUCAUGGGCGUCAACUGGUGGCUCCCCGAGUCCGUGGCCGCCGACUCCAUCGGCGCCCGGUACCAGCGCUUCGCCCUCGAGGUCACCGACCUGCGCGCCGAGGUCACCCGCCUCAUGGCCACGCUCGCCCGCAACGACCAGGGCCUGGAGCUGAUGCUCGAGAUGCUCCGCAAGGUCCAGGACCUCGACCUCCAGAUGGCCAACUUCCUCCAGGGCCUGCCCGCCGAGUACCAGUUCACCCCGCUGCACUGGGAGGACGGCGUGCUCGAGGACAACGCCCAGAUCCGCCAGGCGCCCAUGUUCCCGGGCCGUGUCGACGCCUACUCGGACCUGAUCGUCGCCAGCAUAUGGAACGCCACCCGCGCGACGCGCAUCAUCCUCAUGUCGCUGCUGAUCCGCGUCGCCGCGUGGAUCUGCAGCCCGGCCGACUUCCGCUCCACGCCCGAGUACGCCACGGCCGUGAGGACCUGCAAGGCCAACAUCUCCGAGAUCAUCUCGGCGGUGCCGUACAUGCUCAGCAUGCACCAGAGGAACGUCCAGCAGCCCAGCGCCCCGGCGCCCGGCGGCUUCGCGUGCGGCACGGACGAGCAGAGCAAGAUGCUGGGCGGGCUCAUGGUCGCGUGGCCGCUGAGCACCGUCAGGACCUGUGACUACACCAUGGACUCGCAGAGGGAGUGGGCCAUCGGCCGCCUGAACUUCAUCGCGAGCGAGCUGGGCAUCAAGUAUGCCAGCAGUCUGGCUGCCGCAAAAAUCCGCUUCCCGUCGAUGCUCAUCCGUCGGGACGGGCUCAUGCCGAGCAAGGACCCCCUGGGGGAAAUCAAGCAGACUCUCUCUACCAAGAUUGCUGUAAGAUGAGAACAGAAGUCUGACUUCUCACCUGAGGUCAGCUCUGUGAAAGGCAAGCCGCCAGAUGCCUAUCAUUUCAAAUCAGGCCACCUCCGUCAGUGUAGGUUUGGCCACCUGCUUCCAAAAAAUGGCCAUCAGAUGCCCACAUUGUUACGCCUUGCUUGCCCGCCUCCGCCUCUUAGGCACGGGACUCCUGGGCCUAUCUCUUUUCUCAUCUCAACUGAACGGCAUUUCAUCAGAGUACGCGGGAGUCAGGUUGGCGUUGGGGCAAGGUGUUCGGCCACGACGCGCAAGAUACCCGGGUUAUCAGACUACGGUGGAGUCAAGGCGCUUUUCUUGCAGUGGUCACACGCGAUGAAUCGUAGGCCAUUUUGGAUUGGUUUCAUCUAUCUACUAGGUAUCAAUCAGUAUCUCGAUAUAGUGAGGGGGCUGGCAUUGGUAGGUAGUGAGUGCUACGUCUUGAGCAACACGCUGCUCUCGGAGGUCCUCGUGCUACCAGGAGGGCCGGCACAUGAGCUGGUUUCGACUGCGGCCAUAGAGCCACGACAACUUCAUGCUUGAUUUUGCCAGUGAAAACUGUACCAUCACUGCGAGACACGUUUUUCCUUACCUAAGCAGGACAGCAAUUCCAUAGUGGGCAUAUAUAUAAUUGAAAUACUACUACAUUACAUCAA